AUGGCGGACAUGUUGCGAUGCCUGGCGCUGCUGGUUGCGUUCUGCUCUGUCCCUCCGCGGGCCGCUGCGGACCCUCUCAGAGACAGAGCGCUGGAGCUGAUGGCCGAAACGCCUUUGAUUGACGGACACAAUGACUUGCCCUGGCAGAUGAAGACGCUGUUCAACAACCAGCUGAAUACCGUGGACCUGAACACCCUCGCAAACACGCACACCAACAUUCCCAAAAUAAGAGAGGGUCGUCUGGCAGGACAGUUCUGGGCAGCCUAUGUACCAUGUGGAACGCAGUACAAGGAUGCUGUUCGGCAGACACUAGACCAGAUUGACCUUAUCCACAGAAUGUGCCAGAAAUACCCAGAAUCCUUCAUGUUUGCCUCCAGCAGCCAAGACAUUGUAGAAGCCUUUAAGCAGAACCGGACAGCCAGCCUGAUAGGGGUGGAGGGCGGGCACUCCAUCGACAGCAGUUUGGGGACCCUGCGUACCAUGUACCAGCUGGGAGUGCGCUACCUCACCCUCACGCACAGCUGCAACACGCCCUGGGCAGAUAACUGGUUGGUCGAUACGCCAUCAGAAUCCCCCGAGCACAAUGGCUUGUCUGACUUCGGAGUGCAAGUGAUACAGGAAAUGAAUCGGAUAGGGAUGAUGGUGGACCUGGCGCACGUGUCAGAGAAGGUGAUGGACCAAGUGCUGAACCAAUCCCGCGCCCCGGUCAUCUUCAGCCACUCCUCCGCCUACACGCUGUGCCAGCACAAGAGGAACGUCCCAGACCGUAUCCUCAAAAAAGUGCGAGACAAAAAAGGGAUCGUCAUGGUGAACUUCUAUAACGACUACGUCACAUGCAGCGAGACAGCCAACCUCUCACAAGUUGCAGAUCACUUCGACCACAUCAAGAAUGUGGCCGGUCCCAGUGUCAUUGGCUUUGGAGGAGAUUACGAUGGAGUGACCAGAGUGCCCCAGGGGCUGGAGGACGUCUCUAAGUACCCAGACCUGGUGGCGGAGCUGCUGCGGCGGGGGUGGAAUGACAGUGAAGUUAAAGCCGCCCUGGGAGAGAACCUGCUCAGGGUCUUUAGAGAGGUGGAAAAGGUGCGGGACUCGCUGAACGGCAGCUGGCCGGACGACGUGCCCGUCCCGCUCGAGCAGGUGCAGAACCCCUGCAGAACCAGCUACGGCUACGCCCCGGCAGCCAGCGGCGCGGUCGCGGCGUCUCUAGGGCCGGUGCUCCUGAGCCUGGCGGUGCUGCUGCCCCGCUGCUACUAGCCGCCGCGGACGCUAAUCGAGAUUGCAGCUGCAGGGCCUGUUAGUCUUAUCCCGACCGCCCCCCCUUCCCGAUUAACUGGACUGCCCUGCCCUCCUGGUCUGGGUUAACUGGACUCCUGCUGCUGAACAAGGCCACACUCACUGCUCUCCUGGUCUCUUUAUUAAUGCCCUGCAGCCUGAUUCACUUGAAUAAUUAGUGCAAAUAAAAGUGCAACAAGGGAAAGAAUUUUAAUGUAAUGAAUUCACUAGAAAGCGAUCCUAAUUUGAUCCUUUUAUUCAGACAAAUUCAUCAAUCUGAAAGGGAGACGUUUUUCUCGCUUCAUAAAAUAUAAUUAAGUCCACAUCUUUAUUUAGUUUGUAUUGGAUUUGUGAAUUUGCUUUGUUUCUGUGAAAUUAUUGUUUUUUUUUUCGUCACAUUUUUACUAUAUGAAGCCAGUUGGAUGCUAAUGGGUGUUUUUUUUUUUCAUUUUGUGAGUGAGUCUAUCAAUUAUGUAUAAUUUUGGCUGUGACACCAUAUGUUUGGUCUUUUUGGAAGACAGAUUGGAACCUUAUUGAUGAAUAAAGAACAAAAUCUGUCUAAAUUA
Anguilla anguilla (European eel) is the source of this 1838-nucleotide messenger RNA. It is a transcript of the gene dpep1, whose product is annotated as dipeptidase 1. NCBI's taxonomy places the organism in Eukaryota, Metazoa, Chordata, Actinopteri, Anguilliformes, Anguillidae. Bases 1 to 1254 code for a protein of 417 amino acids. Gene Ontology annotation, biological process: proteolysis. The record is from RefSeq and is a predicted model, not a curated record. The transcript is spliced from 10 exons. Gene Ontology annotation, molecular function: metallodipeptidase activity.